AUGGGACAUUCUUCAUCUGAGUACGAGAUUGAUCCAAAUGACGUUGACGAGGACGAACACGACGACGGGCGAAGUAAGCCCGAGGAAGUCACGGUCCAUUUGCUUGACAGCUAUCUAUACUUUGCCUUGAACCUUUGCCUCCUUCAAGAGCCUAACAGCCAAGGAGAGAUUCGGGUGCGAGUUGAACGCAAGAAGACCACCAUUCAGGUUCCUGGCAUGUAUCAUUUCACUGCUGGAAAUGACGAUGGGUUGUGUUGGUUGGAUCGCCAUGUUCAUGGCUGGAGCAUGGGUCUGCCAACCCUGGCCUUUCUUGAAGCCAAAAGAGCUUUCAAAUUUAUCCAUAUCGAUGAGCGAACGUGA
Molecule: messenger RNA, 360 nt
Organism: Aspergillus welwitschiae
Lineage: Eukaryota; Fungi; Ascomycota; Eurotiomycetes; Eurotiales; Aspergillaceae
Exons: 1
Coding region: 1-360 (119 amino acids)
Source: RefSeq, a predicted model, not a curated record